Oppiella nova is the source of this 2361-nucleotide messenger RNA. The record is from the annotation of a GenBank genome assembly. Lineage: Eukaryota; Metazoa; Arthropoda; Arachnida; Sarcoptiformes; Oppiidae.
ACAUAUUAUAAUUCGUGUAAUAAUAACAGUGUUUUUGAACACUAUUUCUGAGUCCAUGUCGUGAAUGCAGUGAUAAUUAAAUGUCUUUUUUGAGGAAAUUCAUUAAAAUCAAUAAUAAUAUACCAAAGGAUCGGUCGCUGGACACCAACCAGGAUGAGUCCAUUAGGCGCAAAGUGGAUAGAAAACUGGCCAUGGAUCGGUCGCUGGACACCAACCAGGAUGAGUCCAUUAGGCGCAAAGUGGAUAGAAAACUGGCCAUGUGCCAAUCAGACCCGGAGCCCAUACUAGACCUGAGCGCCUGUCGACUGCCGACAAUCAGCGCCCAAAUCCAGACGACAAUCAAAAUCUACGGCAAAACCGACUGUCGUUUCGAUGAGAACCAGUUCCAGGAGUUCGCCGUCGAGUCGGUGCAGUCCAUGGCCGGCGUCCGGGCCCUACACCUGUCCUACAACCAUAUCCGCACUGUCGGCCCACACCUCUCACUACUCAUCCAUUUGAAAGAGCUAUACUUAAGCCAUAACCAGUUGUCCGCGUUGCCCGACUCGACCGGCAAACUGCCAGCCCUUAAAAUACUGGCCCUUCGCGACAAUCUUUUCACGGCAUUCCCGGAGUGCGUGACCCGAUGCCCGGCCCUCACGUGCCUAGACUUGGGGGACAACCAACUCGCACGCCUUUCCCCCUCUAUAUUGAGGCUAAAGUUGUUGAAAUCGCUGCAAUUGGACGGCAACCCUCUGGAGCUACCGGCGCUGGAGGCCUGUGCCGAGAGCGUGGACGCCAUACUCUCAUACGUACAACGAAACGCCGGCGCCGAUAGCGGCCAUGGAUUUGAUGAUAACGUGGACAACGAUUGCGAGGAGCUGUUAGCCCGCGACCGGGGGGUCGCCACCGAUGGCACCGGUAGUGAUGACGAGAAAUACGACCCGAUUGUGGACCAAAAAAAGCGGGCACUCAUAGAGUGGGAGCGAAAGUUCCAGUCGACCGACGCUAACGGCGCCGAUGAGGGACUGGAGGCCGACAAGAAGAAACAGCAGCUCUUGGAUAAGCUGUGGGCCGACGAGCGCCAGGUGUCGGCCGACAUCAACAGCCGCCAGCGCCAGAAGGACAGGGAUCGCCAGUCCCUGUUGGACGGUAUGUCUCAGCUGGACACACAUUCCCGGAAACUGUUGGACAACCUGUACAACUGGGAGGACCGGCACCGCAACCAGCAGGAGGUGCUCGAGCGGGACGAGCGGCUACUGCUCGACCGUAUGCUCCGCUACGACAAGGAGGUGGUGCUCCGGAAGAGCGCUAUACUCAUCGCGAUGCAGGAGAUGCUGAACCGCGAGUCGACCGCCCGGGCCCUCACCGACGACCUCAAGGAGUUUAAUCAGUUGGAGCUGCGCACCAAAAUCAACCAACAAGAACGCCUACAACGACAAGCAUUCGAGGCCUUACAGCGGACGCGCGACUACCGGACCAGUCAGCUGACCGGCCAGAUAGGGCUCAUUGAGCGCGAGUUAUCGCAGUUAACCAGCGCUGAGAUGCAGCGCAGGGAUGAACGCCUCGACACCAUAUUAGCGGACAUAUCGGGCAAACGGCGCGAAUUGGCCGCACUGUUAGCCAAACUGUUGGCCCAAAAGCGGGAACGGGAUGCGCAGCUGCGGCAACGAGUGCUCGAUAUAGAGCGCCGGCGGCUACAGGUGCCCGACGACGACGAGUUCUGGUUAGUGCAGUACCAGUGCCUUAUGGAGAGGCAGCCGCUGGAGGCGCAGCUCAGGCAGUUGGGUAUCGACGACCGGAUCGCCGCAGUGUUGACGGCCGUCCACCAGGAGUCGGAACGGGUGGCCAACUAUUUGACACUAUUUACGGAUUUAACGUACGAUAGGCUGAACUCCAUGGGCGAUAAGGCUAUACUGGCGCUCGGGGUCGACGACUACGACUUGUGUCAACUGAUCCGCGAUAAGUUGGAUGAACUGCAUAGUAGAACAGCCGGCGCUGAGGCUACCGGUGCUGUUGGUGGUGGCGGUGAGGCGCAGCCGUCAGCGCCGGUACCCAUGAGGCCUAUGGAGGGGGCGCUAAAUGCCGUACAGGAGGCACAGGUAGCCGCUGAUGAUGUCGAGGUAGACCUGAUACAACUGACGGGACAGUUGGCUGACGUGCGGCUCUGGAGGGAAGCCGAGUGUGUUGUCUGUAUCGAGAGAAUCUGCGAUGUGGUGUUCCUACCGUGCGGUCACGUGUGCACCUGUAGCUCGUGCUCGCUGUUAAUAAGCGCCUGUCCCUUAUGCCGGGUGGCGGUCGACGAUAAGCUGUGUCUGAAUCAGAAUACCUGACCCCAAGUCCCCAUGAAUUGUGAAUUAAUUUACUGCUCAAUGAAAACCAUUG